This is a messenger RNA of Insectozyma verbasci, 1167 nucleotides long. The record is from the annotation of a GenBank genome assembly. NCBI's taxonomy places the organism in Eukaryota, Fungi, Ascomycota, Pichiomycetes, Serinales, Debaryomycetaceae.
AUGCCAUCUUCAGCAAUGAAGGAAAUUGAAUAUUUAUCAACAGAAUUGAUUAAAAACAGCAAGCCAGUGACAUAUCACAAAUUCUCAAGAGAACUAAAUUUAUCUAUCAACAAAUCAAAAGAGAUUUUAUAUGAUUAUUAUCAAAAAAACAAAUUAAAAUUAACUGCAUCAUUUAUAAUAACGGGUUUAGACAAAGAAGAUAAAAGGGCGAUUAAAUUAUGUUCAGAUGAAUCACAAUUAGAUGAGAAUGUUGCUAAAUUUAAGCUGGUCUCAGUUAUACACGUAUAUUGUUUAAUUUCGAAAGAUAUACAGUUAACAAAUUCAGAAAUUGCGGCAGAAGAAGUAAAGUAUAAAAGUGAUUUAAGUUUAAUUAAAACAUAUGAAAAGAAUGGUAUCAUAAUUGGACCAGAAAUCAAGCAGGAAAUAAUUAAAAAAAUUGAUAUAAAACAACCUACUGCUCCAGUUAUAGAAAUUAAGAAAGAACAACCAAAGAAAGAAAUUAAGAGUAAUAGAUUAUCAUCUGGUUAUGUAUCUAGAAAAGUAUCAGCUGCAAAACCAUCAUUAUCAAAUCAUUAUAAAUCUAGAAAACCAUCAGCAGAAUCAGCUUCAUCAAUUCCUGCCAAAAGACCAUCUACAGAAUCUUCUAAACCCACAUUACAGUAUAAGUCAAGAAAAACAGAACAAAAGAAACCAAAAGACAGAAUAAUAGUUGAUGAUAAUCAAGAUGAUGAGAUGGAAGAAUCAGAAGUUGAACAAAAAGCUACAAGAACAAGUACAAAUGAUUUAGCUAAAAUGUUUGAAGAUGAAGAAACUUUUGAAUUUACAGAUGAUGAUGAAAAAGAACAACAACCACCUAAAUUAGAGUCAAAAAAAGAAGAAAUUCCAGAAGAUGUAGAAAUGAACGAUGUUGAAGAAGAAGAUGAUCAAUUAUUUGUCACAGAAGAGGAAGAAGAAGAAGAAACUGCACAACCGAAAGAACCAGAAAUGACUAAAGAAGUAGAUGAAGAUGGUUAUAUAACAGUUCGUAGAAAACCAAAUCCAGUCACCAAACCACAGUCCAAAAGACCACCUCCUAAAAAAUCUAAUAAACCAGUCAAUGUCACAAAAAAAUCAGACACAAAUAAUAAAAAACAAGCGUCAUUAAUGAAUUUUUUUUCAAAAAAGUAA